GAAACGGAUAGACGGUGAAAAUUCGCCGGCCGCGUGCUUUUGAAGUAAAGAUUUCUUUGGCCUCUUGCUAGUGAAUUUCUAAGGAGAAUUUCUUUAAAAAGCUGCAAAGAUGGCCUCUUCCGCACCCGUUGCUACCUCCUGCGACGAGGUCUCCUCACUUCCGCCGGAAGUUUGGCUGCUGAUCUUCCAGUACCUUGAGCGAGACUACCUUCGCGAUAUUCGGCUGACCUGUCGCCAGUGGAUGCAACUCGUCGAUCAAACCAAGUCGUUGCGAGCCGCUUUCUGCGUCGUUUUCCGCUCGUGCACCAUGGACCGGAAGUUCAACCCCCGGAAUCUGUACCCGGCCGCGUUGUAUGCCGAGGUGGACAACGUAAGGCUGGUCGCAAUUACGGGCACCUGGUGGUCGACGUUUGGCGCCAUCUUGACCAGGCUGGACUUCCGCGGGUGCCGGAUUGCGCUUCCGGAACUGUGGGCGUUGCUGAGCGGAACUCCCAACCUGGAGGAGUUGAUUUUGAUAGUGAAUAAAUACCAACUGGCGCCGGAACCGACCGAUCUAUCAUGGAAGUUGGAAAAACUCAAGAGCCUGAGCUGCGAUGCGAUUUUCGACACUUUUGGGCGAAUUUGUCCACGGUUGGAGGUUUUAAUGCUGCCGAACUACGGAAAGACGCGAGGGUAUGCAAAGUUGUGCCACCUGCUGGACUCGGUUCAGGGCACUUUGAAAACGCUGGGCUGUUACUUUACACCGGACACAGUCAAGCAAAUAGCCGGUAUGAGCCGCCUCAAGUUAACCUGCGUGUUGCACCGUGGAAAGGGAGGCACUGCCGUUGAGCUAAGCCGACUUCAGCCAUCGAUUGAGGACCUGAAAGUUUCCUUUGUCUCAACUAAGGAUCUCUGUGAAAUCGGCCGAAAUUUGCCGAAUUUGCAGCAUAUCCGGAUCACCACAUGCAAAAACAAAUCAUUGUUUUUGCCCUCCUUUCUGGCCAACAUGCCGCAGCUGAAGGGACUUUCGAUAACGGCCGGUAGCGAGCGUUCGAUCAACUUUGCAGAGUUCAAAGCCCCCCUUCUGAAAGCCUUACGCCUUGAAUUGUUUCGCAUCGAAAGCUCCGGCUGGCGUCACUUUUUGGCCAACUGUCCGAACCUCGAAAUGAACGACCUUACCGACUGCACACUGGCCAGCUGGUCGGAAGUUUUCGACCCACAACCCCAAUCACUGUCCUACCUACGACUCGAAAAGGUUUGCAUUUCGCAAAACACGCCCAGCACCAUUUCCGGUAAGCGAACGUUCAACCUGAAAGAACUGCAUCUCCUCUGCUGCGAUGACAUUCCGUCCGCGAUUGUUCAGCAACUUCUUCCACGAGUUCGCCGGCGUGUAUCCCUUUACUGCGAUGGAGAACUACAGCUACGUCGUCGUUUCUAUUUUGGAGCUACUUCCGCUGCUGAAGAAGCUGCACAUUCAAGUUUGUGUCCCGUCGGAUGUUUCAGUGCCGGCCGUCAUCGGCUACCGCCGAUGCCGUUUAAAACUUAUGGCUACAUAGGACUUGCACUUUGA
Culex quinquefasciatus (southern house mosquito) is the source of this 1549-nucleotide messenger RNA. RefSeq lists its product as uncharacterized. The transcript has 2 exons. The record is from RefSeq and is a predicted model, not a curated record. NCBI's taxonomy places the organism in Eukaryota, Metazoa, Arthropoda, Insecta, Diptera, Culicidae. Bases 110 to 1549 code for a protein of 479 amino acids. Gene Ontology annotation, molecular function: protein binding.